CCGUCUGAACCAGAAGUAGCUCGGGAACUUAGCCUUAAUGGGUUUCUCAAAGAGCAGAGCAUCAAAGUUGGGAAAGUCUUGGACUAUGAGCUUGAUGCCAGAGUCAAGAUUGUGCUUUCCGGGCCUUCGAACAGUACGAGUUCAAUGGUGGCGGCAAUAUGUUAUGCAUGGUUGUUGGAGAACAGAAUGAGGAAAGAAAGUAAAGAUGGAGAGGAAUUUGUGGUGAUACCUGUGAUGAAUGUGAGGAGAGAGAAAAUGUGGAAGCAAAAACAGGCUGCUUGGCUCUUUUACCAUGUUGGUCUUGAGGUUAAUUCAUUGUUUUUUGCUGACGAGGUGGACGUGGAAGGUCUAAUGAUGGCUGGGAAAUUAAGCAUGCUCGUGGUUGGGCAAGAUGUUCUCGAAACUAACGGCGAGGAUGGAUCUCAGUGCACCAUUCUUACUGAUAAUUAUUGUGAAGAUGCUUAUGAUCUACUUCAAACCCCUGUGGUGAAAAAACUUUUGCUUGCAGCUAUCCUAUUAGACACUCAGAAUCUAAAUGCUUCUUCUCAAAUUUCUAUGACAAGAGAUGCGGAGGCAGUUCAGCUGCUUUUAGUUGGCUCAACCCCCAAUUACCGCAAUUCCCUUUUUAACCAACUGAUCCAAGAUCAAAGCGAUAAUUCCUUUUUUGAUGCCCUGCAGUGUAAUUAUGGGGUUCCUCUUGAUGAGAGUGGCUAUCAGAAUGGGGAGCAUGUGGAGCAUGGGGUUUCAGAGAGGAAAUCAACAUCUAUUCCUCACCGUGAAGAUAUUGUGCAAUAUUCAGACAAGAAGUCUAAUAAUGCAAGAAGUGAAAAAGCUACAAAGGUUUCACCAAAAUCAGGUAGAGCAAGUUCAUCAGGCCCCAAAGUGCCUUCAGAGAGGAAAUCAAGAUCUAUUCCUGACAAUGAAGGUAGCACGCAAAAUUCAGACAAGAAGUCUAUUGAUGCAAGAAGUGAAAAACCUACAAAGAUUUCACAAAAAUCAGUUAAAUCAAGUUCAUCAUCAAAUCCCAAAGCACCAUCACCACCUGAUCCGCCGCGUGGAAAGAACAAGUUCUUCCUGGCAAAAUGGUUUGGUUUGUGAGCAAAAUGUGGAGGGGGAAAAAAAAAAAAAAAAAAAAUUCUUUCCAACUGCUAACUGCAAAUUGCAGACAGUAAUACCUGAAUUUUGUUGUAAGAUGAAUAUCAUUUCUUGGAUUACCGACUGGUCAACAAAAGGUAAGUUGGAUUCAUUCAAACUAUAACCAUACCUUAUAGUGUUUGUCCCUAAACGUCUGAUUGCAUAGUGUUCAGAAAAGGAUUGAAAUAGCUCGACAUGGCGUACAUGGCAUCCAGUGUGUGUCGCCUAUUCAUUUAUUUUUAUCGUCAUUGUAAACGACGAUCACGUUUUGGCAGCUGAUUAUUUUGUAUUGGUAAUAUCGGCCAAGGAUAUGUAUACACACCUUUUCUUCUCUGUUGUCAUAUUGUUUUUGUUGCUCUUCAUGAUGUGACAUUUUGCUGUAGAUAAUGUUGUUCUUGUCUAGUGAAAUAUUUUUGCUAUUCUUUCCUUGAGAAGUUAGCUUGUUUUGGAUUA
This is a messenger RNA of Ziziphus jujuba (common jujube), 1587 nucleotides long. RefSeq lists its product as uncharacterized. The transcript is spliced from 9 exons. Bases 145 to 1098 code for a protein of 317 amino acids. Gene Ontology annotation, molecular function: exopolyphosphatase activity. NCBI's taxonomy places the organism in Eukaryota, Viridiplantae, Streptophyta, Magnoliopsida, Rosales, Rhamnaceae. Gene Ontology annotation, cellular component: cytoplasm. The record is from RefSeq and is a predicted model, not a curated record.